This is a messenger RNA of Hyla sarda, 2282 nucleotides long. Its product is annotated as harmonin-like. Gene Ontology annotation, molecular function: protein binding. Gene Ontology annotation, biological process: inner ear morphogenesis; inner ear receptor cell stereocilium organization; retinal cone cell development. The coding region runs from base 162 to 1421 and encodes 419 amino acids. The transcript has 14 exons. Gene Ontology annotation, cellular component: stereocilia ankle link complex; cilium; photoreceptor inner segment. The record is from RefSeq and is a predicted model, not a curated record. Lineage: Eukaryota; Metazoa; Chordata; Amphibia; Anura; Hylidae.
GGAAAUACAAUGCAGGACGGCCCCAGGACACCGAACAAUCAGCCUUCGGAUGGUUCUACCGAUAUGAAGGGAAGUUUCCAACCCUGAGGAAGAAAGGGAAAGAUCGUAAGAAAUCAAAAGCAGAGGAGAAUGUGUUUGAGCAGAGGAGGAGUAAGAAGGAGAUGGAGUUUGAGCAGAAAUUGGCCAAAGAGAAGGAGGAGAUGCUGGAGAAGGAGAAGCAGCUGAAGAUCAACCGCCUGGUGCAGGAGGUCUCUGAGACGGAGCGAGAAGAUCUGGAGGAGUCAGAGAAGGUCCAGCACUGGGUGGAGAGACUCUGCCAGACCCGCCUGGAGCAAAUCUCCUCUGCCGAGAGUGAAGCUCAUGAGGGGUCGGGGGCCGGGGUUCGCCCUUCUGCUUCUCCUCCUCCGGUGGCUCCAGGUUCCGGCACGGUACGCAGAUUUGUUGGCGGCCUGCAGCUUCACACCACGGACCUGGAUGAUGUGGAGAACAGUGGUCGCCUUGUAAAGCGUCCUGCCCCCCCUCCUCCGCAGUCCUCCAUGCACCUGUCUGCCUCCCCCCCGCACCAGACUGCCUCCCCCAAUAUCACCAUGAUGAGAAGGAGCGCUCCGCCCGCGCCCACCCUCCCCUCCAGGGCGUCUCCUAUUCAGCCAACAUGGAUGCAUCUGCCCUCUCCUGCAGCUCCGCCUCCAGUGCCACCGCCAUCUCCUCGCCCACCACCGCCCUUCUCUGAUGAGCUAAGAAACUACAGAGGAAGAAGAGCGCUCAGGUCCUCCAACCCCGAACCGGCUUAUCCCCCCAGCCCCAAGGUCGUCAGAAACCCGUCAAAUGUCAGUAAGAUCUCCUCCUCCUCUAGCAAUCCUCUGCAGAUGGCUCCGAGUCCUCCCACCCAGCGCCGGCCGGCCGUGCCCAUCCCCUCCAAACCUGUCAUGUUACCUCCUGACGCCAACUUCAUCCUCAGACCGGCUGUGAAGGCGGAGCCUCUGCCACAAGAGAUGCUGAAGCGAAUGGUCGUCUACAACUCAUCCUUCCGAUCCAACAAGAGACAAGGAUUCCAGAAGUACGUAGAGGACUUUGACCCCUACACAAUGUUCACUGCGGAGCAGAUCGCAGGAAAGGACGUCCGGCAGCUACGAAUAAAAAAGGAGGGGGCGCUGGACCUGGCGGUGGAAGGCGGCAUUGAAUCUCCAAUUGGGAAAAUCGUGGUGUCUGCGAUAUACGACGGGGGCGCAGCUGACCGUCACGGGGGCAUCGUGCAGGGGGACGAGAUUCUGUCCGUGAAUGGGAAGAUCCUGAUGGACGUGACCUUAUCGGAGGCGCAGAGCACGCUGUCCAGAGCCUGGGGCUCCGGGGGGGAUUGGAUUGACCUGGUUAUAGCCGUUUCUCCUCCAAAGGAAUAUGAUGAUGAAGUGACAUUAUUUUAAAGGAGAACAUAUGUGCCAGACACCACUAGAGGAAAACUGAUCUCUGCUCCAGACACCACUAGAGGAAAACUGAUCUCUGCUCCAGACAUUACUAGAAGAAAACUGAUCUCUGCUCCAGACAUUACUAGAAGAAAUCUGAUCUCUGCUCCAGACAUUACUAGAAGAAAUCUGAUCUAUGCUCCAGACAUUACUAGAGGAAAAUUGAUCUCUGCUCCAGACAUUACUAGAGGAAAACUGAUCUCUGCUCCAGACACCACUAGAGGAAAACUGAUCUCUGCUCCAGACAUUACUAGAAGAAAUCUGAUCUCUGCUCCAGACAUUACUAGAAGAAAUCUGAUCUCUGCUCCAGACAUUACUAGAAGAAAUCUGAUCUCUGCUCCAGACAUUACUAGAGGAAAAUUGAUCUCUGCUCCAGGCAUUACUAGAAGAAAUCUGAUCUCUGCUCCAGACAUUACUAGAAGAAAUCUGAUCUCUGCUCCAGACAUUACUAGAAGAAAUCUGAUCUCUGCUCCAGACAUUACUAGAAGAAAUCUGAUCUAUGCUCCAGACAUUACUAGAGGAAAAUUGAUCUCUGCUCCAGGCAUUACUAGAAGAAAUCUGAUCUCUGCUCCAGACAUUACUAGAAGAAAUCUGAUCUCUGCUCCAGACAUUACUAGAAGAAACCUGAUCUCUGCUCCAGACAUUACUAGAGGAAAAUUGAUCUCUGCUCCAGGCAUUACUAGAAGAUGCCUGCUUCAGAGAUGGUAGUAUGAUGUGUUUCGUCCACAGAUCAGGAAUAUAUUUCCGUACACAGGAGCAGACACCGGCAGUGACACUUUUCUGAAAUUAAAAAAUAAUAUUAAUAAAAAUAUCAGAAUCUGU